CCCUGAAAACCUCUGGAGCCCCUGGCCACCAGAAGUUCCAUCUCAUCGCCAAGGAAGGCCCUGGUCAAGGAUGUCCCAGGACUCACAGAAACCCUCAGUACUCAGCCAUGGGCCGAAGACACCAUCAGGCAAAAAGGUGAAGGCUCCACGCUGUGCCCUGUCCCGGUCGUGGAAGCAGAGCCAUAAGCAGACUCUGGAGGCAGCCUAUGUGCCAGUGGUGGUGGACCCCAGGGGGCAGAGCCCGGACAAGUUCAGUCUCAGUUUCUACACCUCCCAGUACUCCAACACCCUGAACCCCUUCUACACCUUGCAGAAGCCUACCUGCGGCUACCUGUACCGCCGGGACACCGACCACACCCGCAAGCGCUUAGACAUGCCUCCUGCCAACAUGGUCUCAUGGUGCUCGAAGGCCUGUGCCAGUCAGAAGCCCCCGACCCUGCACCCUCACCCCCAUGAUCCCAGGUCCCAGAGGGGAAGGGCUGCUCCCUCCUGGAGGAGCAGAAAGUGGCUGGGCUAGGAUGGCUGUGCCCCGCCCGCUGUCAACAAUGGCUAAGGGAGUCUCACUUCUCAGCAGCAAUUAAAGUUUGUCCUUCCUUU
Kogia breviceps (pygmy sperm whale) is the source of this 597-nucleotide messenger RNA. The record is from RefSeq and is a predicted model, not a curated record. NCBI's taxonomy places the organism in Eukaryota, Metazoa, Chordata, Mammalia, Artiodactyla, Physeteridae.